Molecule: messenger RNA, 6424 nt
Organism: Mandrillus leucophaeus (drill)
Lineage: Eukaryota; Metazoa; Chordata; Mammalia; Primates; Cercopithecidae
Gene: CLTC
Product: clathrin, heavy chain (Hc)
Exons: 34
Coding region: 452-5503 (1683 amino acids)
Biological process (GO): clathrin coat assembly; receptor-mediated endocytosis; intracellular protein transport
Cellular component (GO): spindle; clathrin complex; clathrin coat of coated pit
Molecular function (GO): structural molecule activity; clathrin light chain binding
Source: RefSeq, a predicted model, not a curated record
AGAAAAAGAAGAUUGGCGAAAGUGAUGAGUCUAAAAAAGUAGUCCCUCCGGUUCCUCUGUUGCCCCCCGUGUGGCGUCAGAAGCGAGGCUCCGGGCGCACAGUGCCCGGAAUUCCUGCGCCCGCCGCACGCACCGCUCCGUGGAGGGGUACAUAAGGCGGAGGGGGUGAGGCGACUGGGCGGAGUUCUGUCGCCGGGAUCCUUCCGCUGGGCUCAGCCGUUUCCGGAGUCUGCGCUGCGCCCGGUUCCGCCAUUGCGGCUCUCCUGGCCCGUGGAGCCUCCGCCCCCGACCCGAGCUCUUUCGUCUGCGUGCCAGUUUCCUGCGUCCCCGGAGAGGAUCCUGCUGAGCCCAGCCUCCCCCCUCCCCUUCUCCUCCUCUCCCUCGGAGAGCCCGGGCAGCCACUGCCCCGCAGCCCCAGUGACAGGAGGAGACCAUUCCCCCCGACAGCGCCAUGGCCCAGAUUCUGCCAAUUCGUUUUCAGGAGCAUCUCCAGCUCCAGAACCUGGGUAUCAACCCAGCAAACAUUGGCUUCAGUACCCUGACUAUGGAGUCUGACAAAUUCAUCUGCAUUAGAGAAAAAGUAGGAGAGCAGGCCCAGGUGGUAAUCAUUGAUAUGAAUGACCCAAGUAAUCCAAUUCGAAGACCAAUUUCAGCAGACAGCGCCAUCAUGAAUCCAGCUAGCAAAGUAAUUGCACUGAAAGAUGCUGGGAAAACUCUUCAGAUUUUUAACAUUGAAAUGAAAAGUAAAAUGAAGGCUCAUACUAUGACUGAUGAUGUCACCUUUUGGAAAUGGAUCUCUUUGAAUACGGUUGCUCUUGUUACGGAUAAUGCAGUUUAUCACUGGAGUAUGGAAGGAGAGUCUCAGCCAGUGAAAAUGUUUGAUCGCCAUUCUAGCCUUGCAGGGUGCCAGAUUAUCAAUUACCGUACAGAUGCAAAACAAAAGUGGUUACUUCUGACUGGUAUAUCUGCACAGCAAAAUCGUGUGGUGGGAGCUAUGCAGCUAUAUUCUGUAGAUAGGAAAGUGUCUCAGCCCAUUGAAGGACAUGCAGCUAGCUUCGCACAGUUUAAGAUGGAAGGAAAUGCAGAAGAAUCAACAUUAUUUUGUUUUGCAGUACGGGGCCAAGCUGGAGGGAAGUUACAUAUUAUUGAAGUUGGCACACCACCUACAGGGAACCAGCCCUUUCCAAAGAAGGCAGUGGAUGUUUUCUUUCCUCCAGAAGCACAAAAUGAUUUUCCUGUUGCAAUGCAGAUCAGUGAAAAGCAUGAUGUGGUAUUCUUGAUAACCAAGUAUGGUUAUAUCCACCUCUAUGAUCUUGAGACUGGUACCUGCAUCUACAUGAAUAGAAUCAGUGGAGAAACGAUUUUUGUUACUGCACCUCAUGAAGCCACAGCUGGAAUAAUUGGAGUAAACAGAAAGGGACAAGUUCUGUCAGUGUGUGUGGAAGAAGAAAACAUAAUUCCUUACAUCACCAAUGUUCUACAAAAUCCUGAUUUGGCUCUGAGAAUGGCUGUACGUAACAACUUAGCCGGUGCUGAAGAACUCUUUGCCCGGAAAUUUAAUGCUCUUUUUGCCCAGGGAAAUUACUCAGAGGCAGCAAAGGUGGCUGCUAAUGCACCAAAGGGUAUUCUUCGUACUCCAGACACUAUCCGUCGGUUCCAGAGUGUCCCAGCCCAGCCAGGUCAAACUUCUCCUCUACUUCAGUACUUUGGUAUCCUUUUGGACCAGGGACAGCUCAACAAAUACGAAUCCUUAGAGCUUUGUAGGCCUGUACUUCAGCAAGGGCGAAAACAGCUUUUGGAGAAAUGGUUAAAAGAAGAUAAGCUGGAAUGUUCUGAAGAACUGGGUGAUCUUGUGAAAUCUGUGGACCCUACAUUGGCACUUAGUGUGUACCUAAGGGCUAAUGUCCCAAAUAAAGUCAUUCAGUGCUUUGCAGAAACAGGUCAAGUCCAGAAGAUUGUUUUAUAUGCUAAAAAAGUUGGAUACACUCCAGAUUGGAUAUUUCUGCUGAGAAAUGUAAUGCGAAUCAGUCCAGAUCAGGGACAGCAGUUUGCCCAAAUGUUAGUUCAAGAUGAAGAGCCUCUUGCUGACAUCACACAGAUUGUAGAUGUCUUUAUGGAAUACAAUCUAAUUCAGCAAUGUACUGCAUUCUUGCUUGAUGCUCUGAAGAAUAAUCGCCCAUCUGAAGGUCCUUUACAGACGCGGUUACUUGAGAUGAACCUUAUGCAUGCGCCUCAAGUUGCAGAUGCUAUUCUAGGCAAUCAGAUGUUCACACAUUAUGACCGGGCUCACAUUGCUCAACUGUGUGAAAAGGCUGGCCUACUGCAGCGUGCAUUAGAACACUUCACUGAUUUAUAUGAUAUAAAACGUGCAGUGGUUCACACCCAUCUUCUUAACCCUGAGUGGUUAGUCAACUACUUUGGUUCCUUAUCAGUAGAAGACUCCCUAGAAUGUCUCAGAGCCAUGCUGUCUGCCAACAUUCGUCAGAAUCUGCAGAUCUGUGUUCAAGUGGCUUCUAAAUAUCAUGAACAACUGUCAACUCAGUCUCUGAUUGAACUUUUUGAAUCUUUCAAGAGUUUUGAAGGUCUCUUUUAUUUUCUGGGAUCCAUUGUUAACUUUAGUCAGGACCCAGAUGUGCACUUUAAAUACAUUCAGGCAGCUUGCAAGACUGGGCAAAUCAAAGAAGUAGAAAGAAUCUGUAGAGAAAGCAACUGCUAUGAUCCUGAGCGAGUCAAGAAUUUUCUUAAGGAAGCGAAACUAACAGAUCAGCUACCACUUAUCAUUGUAUGUGAUCGAUUUGACUUUGUCCAUGAUUUGGUGCUCUAUUUAUAUAGAAAUAAUCUUCAAAAGUAUAUAGAGAUAUAUGUACAGAAGGUGAAUCCAAGUCGACUUCCUGUGGUUAUUGGAGGAUUACUUGAUGUUGACUGUUCUGAAGAUGUCAUAAAAAACUUGAUUCUUGUUGUAAGAGGUCAAUUCUCUACUGAUGAGCUUGUUGCUGAGGUUGAAAAAAGAAACAGAUUGAAACUGCUUCUGCCUUGGCUAGAGGCCAGAAUUCAUGAGGGCUGUGAGGAGCCUGCUACUCACAAUGCCUUAGCCAAAAUCUACAUAGACAGUAAUAACAACCCGGAGAGAUUUCUUCGUGAAAAUCCCUACUAUGACAGUCGUGUUGUUGGAAAGUAUUGUGAGAAGAGAGAUCCACAUCUGGCCUGUGUUGCUUAUGAACGUGGCCAGUGUGAUCUGGAACUUAUUAAUGUUUGCAAUGAGAAUUCCCUCUUCAAAAGUCUUUCUCGCUACUUGGUACGUCGAAAGGAUCCAGAAUUGUGGGGCAGCGUGCUGCUGGAAAGCAAUCCUUACAGGAGACCCCUAAUUGACCAGGUUGUACAAACAGCUUUGUCUGAGACUCAGGACCCUGAAGAAGUGUCAGUAACUGUCAAGGCUUUCAUGACUGCAGACCUUCCUAAUGAACUGAUUGAACUGCUGGAGAAAAUUGUCCUUGAUAACUCUGUAUUCAGUGAACACAGGAAUCUGCAAAACCUCCUUAUCCUCACCGCAAUUAAAGCUGACCGUACACGUGUUAUGGAGUAUAUUAACCGCUUGGAUAAUUAUGAUGCCCCAGAUAUUGCCAAUAUCGCCAUCAGCAAUGAGCUGUUUGAAGAAGCAUUUGCCAUUUUCCGGAAAUUUGAUGUCAAUACUUCAGCAGUUCAGGUCUUAAUUGAACAUAUUGGAAACUUGGAUCGGGCAUAUGAGUUUGCUGAACGUUGCAAUGAACCUGCGGUCUGGAGUCAACUUGCAAAAGCCCAGUUGCAGAAAGGAAUGGUGAAAGAAGCCAUUGAUUCUUAUAUCAAAGCAGACGAUCCUUCCUCCUACAUGGAAGUUGUUCAGGCUGCCAAUACAAGUGGAAACUGGGAAGAACUGGUGAAGUACUUGCAGAUGGCCCGUAAGAAGGCUCGAGAGUCCUAUGUGGAGACAGAAUUGAUAUUUGCGCUGGCUAAAACAAACCGCCUUGCAGAGUUAGAAGAAUUUAUCAAUGGACCAAAUAAUGCUCAUAUCCAACAAGUUGGUGACCGUUGUUAUGAUGAAAAAAUGUAUGAUGCUGCUAAGUUGUUGUACAAUAAUGUUUCCAAUUUUGGACGUUUGGCAUCUACCCUGGUUCACCUGGGUGAAUAUCAGGCAGCUGUUGAUGGGGCUAGGAAAGCUAACAGUACUCGAACAUGGAAAGAGGUCUGCUUCGCCUGUGUAGAUGGGAAGGAAUUCCGUCUUGCUCAGAUGUGUGGACUUCAUAUUGUUGUACACGCAGAUGAAUUAGAAGAACUUAUCAACUACUAUCAGGAUCGUGGCUAUUUUGAAGAGCUGAUUACCAUGUUGGAAGCAGCACUGGGACUUGAGCGAGCUCACAUGGGAAUGUUUACUGAAUUAGCUAUUCUAUACUCUAAAUUUAAGCCUCAGAAAAUGAGGGAGCACCUGGAGCUGUUCUGGUCUAGAGUGAAUAUUCCCAAGGUGCUAAGAGCUGCAGAACAAGCUCAUCUUUGGGCAGAACUGGUGUUUUUGUAUGACAAGUAUGAAGAAUAUGAUAAUGCCAUAAUUACCAUGAUGAAUCAUCCAACUGAUGCCUGGAAAGAAGGGCAGUUCAAAGAUAUCAUUACCAAGGUUGCCAAUGUGGAACUAUACUACAGAGCAAUACAGUUCUAUUUAGAAUUCAAGCCUCUGUUGUUAAAUGAUUUGCUGAUGGUGCUGUCUCCACGGUUGGAUCACACUCGUGCAGUCAAUUAUUUCAGCAAGGUUAAACAGCUACCACUGGUGAAACCAUAUUUGCGUUCAGUUCAGAACCAUAACAACAAAUCUGUGAAUGAAUCAUUGAACAACCUCUUUAUUACAGAAGAAGAUUAUCAGGCUCUGCGAACAUCAAUAGAUGCUUAUGACAACUUUGACAAUAUCUCGCUUGCUCAGCGUUUGGAAAAACAUGAACUCAUUGAGUUCAGGAGAAUUGCUGCUUAUCUCUUCAAAGGCAACAAUCGCUGGAAACAGAGUGUAGAGCUGUGCAAGAAAGACAGCCUUUACAAGGAUGCAAUGCAGUAUGCUUCUGAAUCUAAAGAUACUGAGUUGGCUGAAGAACUCCUGCAGUGGUUUUUGCAGGAAGAAAAAAGAGAGUGCUUUGGAGCUUGUCUGUUUACCUGUUACGAUCUUUUAAGGCCAGAUGUUGUCCUAGAAACUGCAUGGAGGCACAAUAUCAUGGAUUUUGCCAUGCCCUAUUUCAUCCAGGUCAUGAAGGAAUACUUGACAAAGGUUGAUGCAAUAAAGGAAAAGGUGGAUAAAUUAGAUGCUUCAGAAUCACUGAGAAAAGAAGAAGAACAAGCUACAGAGACACAACCCAUUGUUUAUGGUCAGCCCCAGUUGAUGCUGACAGCAGGACCCAGUGUUGCCGUCCCUCCCCAGGCACCUUUUGGUUAUGGUUAUACCGCACCACCGUAUGGACAGCCACAGCCUGGCUUUGGGUACAGCAUGUGAGAUGAAAAGCUGAUCCUGUAGUCACCUAUUUUCGUACUGAAACAUCGUCUCUACCCACUUCUCUGUUUAUAAUGGGGGAAACAGGCAACGUGUUCUUGUAACCUUUAUUUCAUGAAGGACUCCUUUUUGUUUCUAACUAUAAACUUGGAUCACCUAUGUUAAAACCUUAUUUCACAUUCCACAUCAUUUUAGAAUUUAUUUUCGAAGGGGAAUAGUUUCAAUGUUUUAUUCACUUGGGCUUUUUUUCUUCCCCCUCAUUCUUUAAGGAACUGCUUAAUAUUUAAUCUGUUGUGAAGAAUCUGAUUUGCACUCUGUAGUGUUUAAAGAAACAAAGAAACUCUAAUAUUGAAUCUCUUAAAUUUAGUGUAUGUAAACAGCUUACAAAUAUGUAUUGUCUAAAUGCAUUUAAAUCUGUUUUAUUCAAAGAAAAGCUAAAGCAAAAAUACUGGCAUAUGACCAUGCAAGACUGUCAGUGCCAACAAAGACAACACUAAUCAGCACAUCCUACACUGGAUUGCAGUGCUUUCCAGAUUAUUUGAAAAAUGUUACAGACAACUUGCCUGAUUUUUAAAUGAGCAUAAAAGGCCCUCUAACCUAUGCAGGUUUCCCCAUUAUGCAUAUAGAAAAUGCUAGUAUGUUUUGCUCACUUCAUAUGUAACAGGUGCCCUUAUGUUGUGCUGUAUCCUGUGCUUUUUCUGUGGGACCAUUCCAUUCAGGAGCAAAGAGCACCAUGAUUCCAAUCUUGUGUGUGUUUACUAACCCUUCCCUGAGGUUUGUGUAUGUUGGAUAUUGUGGUGUUUUAGAUCACUGAGUGUACAGAAGAGAGAAAUUCAAACAAAAUAUUGCUGUUAUUCAGUUUUGUUUGUGGAAUUUGAAAUUACUCAAGUUUAAAAUAAAUUACUGGACUGUGGAAAUAACAUA